AUGAGAAAAGGAAAUAUACAGGAAUACCUAAAGUUUCCUGAUGUCAAUAAGUGUGACAAUGAUGAUGCAUCACCUCUGUAUGUAGCAAGUCAUAAUGGACAUGUUGUUGUUGUUAAAGAACUGUUACAACAUUCAGCUGAUGUCAAUAAGUGUAACAAUGAGGAUGUAUCACCUCUGUAUGCAGCAAGUCAUAAUGGACAUGUUGAUGUUGUUAAAGAACUGUUACAACAUUCAGCUGAUGUUAAUAAAUGUAACAAUAAUGAUGUAUCACCUCUGUAUAUAGCAAGUCAUAAUGGACAUGUGGAUGUUGUCAAAGAACUGUUACAGCAUUCAGCUGAUGUUAAUAAGUGUAACAAUGAAGGUGUAUCACCUCUGCAUUUUGCAAGUUAUAAGGGACAUGUUGAUGUUGUUAAAGAACUGUUACAACAUUCAGCUGAUGUCAAUAAGUGUACCAAUGAGGAUGCAUCACCUCUGUAUGUAGCAAGUCAUAAUGGACAUGUGGAUGUUGUUAAAGAACUGUUACAACAUUCAGCUGAUGUCAAUAAAUGUAACAAUAAGGAUGUAUCACCUCUGUAUAUAGCAAGUCAGAAUGGACAUGUGGAUGUUGUUAAAGAACUGUUACAGCAUUCAGCUGAUGUUAAUAAGUGUAACAAUGAAGGUGUAUCACCUCUGCAUUUUGCAAGUUAUAAGGGACAUGUUGAUGUUGUUAAAGAACUGUUACAACAUUCAGCUGGUGUCAAUAAAUGUGACUUUAAAGGUAAAAUUCCUCUUAAUGUAGCACAGGAGCAAGGACAUAUAGAAAUAGAAUCAUUGUUAAAAGGAAAAGAAAUAAAUCAACAUUGAUGUCAAACUGAUCAAUGCUAGUGGAGGAUAUUUUCUUAUUGUUUGUAUUUGGACAAAUUAAUACAUUAUAAUUCAUUUAUUCAAAACCUCAUAUAGCUGACAUUAGUUUAUAGUUUGAAGUAUCGGCACGAGUCAAUACUUCUAUUAAUAUUUAGCUGUGUUUUUGUAAAUCUUUAUUGUUAGGUUGAUGUCUGUAUUAACAAAUCUCUUCUUAAGCAUAUAUGCAUAUCUUGUUUUUCUGAACAAUUGGUAUGAUUUUACUGAAAAUACUGUUAAAUCAGAUAAGGUAACUAACUCUUGGCUUGUUUUUCAAUUAACAUGAUUAAAACAAAAAUACAGCAAAUUAUUGGGAAGUGAAAGCAUUUAAAGAUAUACCAGCAGUAUGCAAGAUAGUUGUACACCCUCUACAAACAGCGAUGGAUGGAUAUGCCAAAAACAAUUAUAUAGAUAAAUCACAAAGGUUAUAUUGGAAAAAAAUGAAGGAAGAAAAACAUUGUAUAUAUGUGAAUGUCCUCAUUAUAGUCUGUUGAAAAAAUAGUUCUAUAUAAAUAUCAUUUGUAAAAUUGUCAAAAUGUUAAACUCAAAUGCCAAUUUCAAUUUGUCUUUUUAUUCAAGAAAACCUAGAGGUAUUAAAAAUUAUUGGAAUGUACAUGAUAAAAUUGAGAAAAGAAAUGGGGAAUGUGUCAAAGCGACAACAACCCGACCGAUGAUGUAUAUAUUAAUGAAUGUCUUGAAAUCAGAAAACUCUCUAUUUAGUACAGAUAUGUUUUAUAUGUAACCCAUUAAGAAUAUUUGCCUGUUAAUAUUAUAUAUUCAUGAUAUUAUCUGUUUUAUUACUGCAUGUUUGCACACAUGCUUAUGGCUCUGGAUUGGCUGUGACUUAAGAUCUUAACAUUUAGUUGAUUAUAUUCAUAUUUGUAAUUGAUUGUCAACAAUAUGUUUGUCAAUUAUGAAAAAAUAUCUAUUAAACUAC
Molecule: messenger RNA, 1816 nt
Organism: Mytilus trossulus (common blue mussel)
Lineage: Eukaryota; Metazoa; Mollusca; Bivalvia; Mytilida; Mytilidae
Product: ankyrin-1-like
Exons: 2
Coding region: 1-843 (280 amino acids)
Molecular function (GO): protein binding
Source: RefSeq, a predicted model, not a curated record